UUGUGGCUGGAGGCAGUAGUAGGACCACGGUGAAGGAUACACGGGAUUAUUUUGUUGCUCAAAAUAUUUUUUUUCCUAAGUAACUUACUCUGAAACUAAAUAUUAAUUGUGCAUUGGUGGAAGUAUGCGCCUGUAGCGAAAUCCCUGCAGCUUUUUUUUCUUUUUCCUCAGUGAUUUCAUCCAUCACCAGCACUGCGCGCCUUGGUGCGCCUCCCUGACUCACGGUUGUCUCCUCGUUUUCACACCAUGUGGAUUAUUUUGGCGUUUAUUUUUGCAGCCGUCCGUCCCGAGGGGAGCUGGGGGUGUCAGCUACCCCAUGACUGGAGACCGCAGACGGAAGCGUGCCGUGCCGAGCUGGCGGAGAUCAUCGUGUUUGCCAAGGUGCUGGCGCUGCACAAGGAGUCGUACAGCGUGUAUAACUAUCUGCCGUGGCAGCACGACACUGACCUGCUCUUCUCCGCCGAGAUUGAGCUCCUGUGCGAUCAGGCGUGGGGCAGCAUGCUGGAGGUUCCUGCGGGUUCCAGGUUUAAUGUCACCGGCCUCGGUUACUUCCCCUGCUUCUCCUACAGCGUCACCAAAGACAACAACUACUACUUCUUCCUAAGGAUGGAUGAGAAUUACAACAUCGUCCCCCAUGGAGUGAACUUUCAGGACCCCAUCUUUACCGACACCGCAGAGAAUCACCGCAUGUUUGCUAGCCUCUUCCAGUUUUCCAACUGCACGCCUGGAACUCAAGUCCACACCUUUACCCCGGAGUGGGAGGCUCAGGAGGACAGCCGGUUGCUGUGCUCCACCGUGCAGAAAGCUCUGUUUGAGGAGGAAGAGAGGGUGAGGACCCUCUCCCAGAAAGUGCGUUCCUUGGAGAAAGCCAACGGCCACCUGAGGGAAAAGGUGAAAACCAUGAAACGUCUGCUACGCCAGGCUCAGCGAGAAACAACAAAAGAGCAGCAAACCCUCAGCUUCAAACAGAUUUACGAAUCGAAGAAGCCGCAAAGUCACCCCGAUCAGGACACGACCCAGGACCAAAAGAACCAGCCGAUUAAAAAGGCCCUCUCCAAAAAGCUAAAAAAUUAGAGCUUCUUCCUGUUAACUGACGGAGAAGUGCUCUCUGUGAAGCAUUAGUGGCAGAUCAAACUGAAACAAUAGCAAGUGAAAUGUUGGGCGAGGUGACAGAAAGAUCUAAGAACUCAGAAUAAGCACGAAAGCCACUGUAUUCUUCAUGUCUUCCACAAGAUUCGCCUUAUUUUCAAAGAAGCAUUCAUUUUAACCCGCAGAAUGAUUCCUCUGCUUUGCUCAUGCAACAAAGUUUAGUGCCUCACUCUUUAGUUUGUGGUUCAGUUGAUCUGUGCCAGUGACGUCAUUGUUUCUCUGCACGACUGUACUGUCACCUAAUCUACCCACAACUUAUACCAGUGUGUACCGUUUCAGUUUAUUUCAAGUGGCCGCACAAACAACUACUAGAAAGCUCAUAGUUCAAAGCUUUUGAAUGCCCAAACAACAGGGAGAUAAUGUUCAAACAUUGGAAAUGAAAUAUCUAAAUCUGAUAUUUCUUGUUUCUGUGCUGGACACAAGCAUUGUAUACAUUUUAGAAUUUGUUUUAUUUCUUGCUUUUGCUGUCAAAAUCCUUCAAAUCAAACGUUGACUUUUGAGAGGAUAUGUGACAGUGUGGCAUGUAUUGUUUUAAAUGAUCCUACGUUUCCUGCGAGUGCUGAGGUACAAAUAACCUUUUAUUAACUCAGAAGUUUGUAAGUGCAUGGCAUUAGGUUGACUUCAGAUGCUCACAAUUACUGGCUGUGCAAGCUGGUGAGCUAAAAUAAGCAUGUGUGGGGUAAGUGGUUACAGGCCUGCAUAUUGAUCUAGUUCUCUUUACGAGGAGCAACAAAUAUACCAAAGAAUAAGGUGUGAAAAAUAUUUUUAAAUUCAGUAUUUGUUUGUGGGGUGGUUUCCCCCAAGAGUGCAUUUUUCCAAGUUCACAUUAAUCUGUGAUUUGUACUGAAUCAAAGUGUCAUUUUUGUAUAUAACAGGGUGCUGAGCACCCAUUAAUUCCAGCCAGUGAGCCUGGCAUGGUACGGGAUUGGCUUUUUCUGUGUCAGAAAAAAAAAGGUUGCUUUUGUUAUACAUUCUGUAUUUGCUUUUGAUAUGAUCUUGCUCUCUCUACAAUGUAAACACCUGGCUUGCCUCGCCGAUACAAUAGCUUUUGUAAUAGUGACUGUAGC
Pelmatolapia mariae (spotted tilapia) is the source of this 2216-nucleotide messenger RNA. It is a transcript of the gene ccdc3b, whose product is annotated as coiled-coil domain containing 3b. The record is from RefSeq and is a predicted model, not a curated record. The transcript has 3 exons. Bases 247 to 1074 code for a protein of 275 amino acids. Lineage: Eukaryota; Metazoa; Chordata; Actinopteri; Cichliformes; Cichlidae.